UUCGUCAAAAUAGCCAACUACCAGGACCUGUUGGGCAGCCAUCAUCAACUGCUCAUAGCCGCCACCGCCGCCGCCGCUGCAACAGCCGCCGACCAACCGCCAGUGCAACUGCAACUGCAACAGCAACUGCAACUGUUGCCCGCGGGGCCGACGACACCAGCGGGUCAUCCAAUCCAAAAUAACAAUCUACCCAUCAAUUCGAUUAGCACGAUCAAUCAGAUCAGCAGCGCCAACCAGAACAACAACAACCAGCAGGCGGUGUUUGAAAAAGCCAUCACCAUUUCGUCGAUUGCGAUAAAACGCAGGCCGACGCUGCCGCAGACGCCAGCAAGUGCCCCACAGGUGUUGUCGCCGUCGCCCAAGCGCCAGUGUGCCGCCGCCGUCUCCGUGCUGCCGGUGACCGUUCCCGUGCCCGUUCCGGUCUCUGUGCCGCUGCCCGUCUCCGUGCCCGUGCCCGUCUCCGUCUCGGUCAAAGGUCACCCGAUCUCGCACGCCCACCAGAUCGCCCACACCCAUCAGAUCUCCCAUACGCAUCCGAUCUCGCAUUCGCAUCCGCACCACCACCAGCUGAGCUUCGCCCAUCCCACGCAGUUCGCGGCCGCCGUUGCCGCCCACCACCAACAGCAGCAGCAGCAGCAACAGCAGCAGGCCCACCAGCAGCAGGUGCAACAGCAACAGCAGCAACAGGUUGCCUACGCCGUUGCCGCCUCACCGCAGUUGCAGCAACAGCAGCAGCAACAGCGAUUGGCCCAGUUCAACCAGGCGGCAGCAGCAGCUCUGCUGAACCAACACUUGCAACAGCAACACCAGCAGCAGCAGCAGGCCCAGCAGCAAUCUCUGGCCCACUACGGCGGCUAUCAGCUGCACAGAUACGCUCCCCAGCAGCAGCAACAGCAACAUAUCCUUCUGAGCACCACCAGCAAUAGCAGCAGCAGCAAGCACAACAGCAACAGCAACACCAACUGCAGUACAGUAGCAACAUCAGCGGCUGCGACAGUAGCAACAUCCGUUGCUGCGGUCCCGACCAGCGGCGGCAGUUUGCCGGACAGUCCCGCCCACGAAUCGCAUUCGCACGAGUCCAACUCCGCGACCGCCUCCGCGCCGACCACGCCCUCGCCGGCAGGCAGCGUCACCAGCGCCGCCCCCACAACAGUGACAACAACCACAUCGGCAACUGGCACACCAGCAACAUCGGCCGUUAGCGACAGCAACAACAACCUGAACAACAGCAACAGCAGCCGGGACAGCAGCAACAGCAACGCCAUAAUGGAGAAUCAGAUGACUCUGACCCCGCUGGGACUAUCGCAGAGCAUGGACUCCGUGAACACGGCCAGCAACGAGGAAGAGGUUCGCACACUUUUUGUCAGCGGUUUGCCCAUGGACGCCAAGCCGCGCGAACUUUAUUUGUUAUUCAGAGCCUAUGAGGGCUAUGAAGGAUCUCUUUUGAAAGUAACUAGCAAAAAUGGCAAAACUGCAUCGCCCGUUGGCUUUGUGACAUUCCAUACAAGAGCUGGAGCAGAGGCAGCUAAACAAGAUCUGCAGCAGGGUGUACGCUUCGAUCCCGAUAUGCCCCAAACAAUUCGCUUGGAAUUCGCCAAGAGUAACACGAAAGUGAGCAAACCCAAACCACAGCCCAAUACAGCGACAACAGCCUCACAUCCUGCAUUGAUGCACCCACUCACUGGACAUCUGGGUGGGCCCUUCUUUCCGGGCGGACCGGAGCUAUGGCAUCAUCCGCUAGCCUACUCGGCAGCCGCCGCCGCUGAGUUGCCGGGAGCAGCUGCCCUGCAGCAUGCAACACUAGUGCAUCCGGCCCUGCAUCCGCAGGUGCCAGUGCGCUCCUAUCUCUGACUAAAUACAGACAAAGUAAUGGAGCAGCCUAUGCAUCAAACUCAAAUGACCAUGCCGCCACAUCAUCAGACAACUGCUAUUCAUCCCGGAGCUGCGAUGGCUCACAUGGCUGCUGCUGCGGCGGCCGCGGCUGCCGGCGGGGGUGGGGGAGCGGCCGCGGGUGCUGCCGUGCCGCAAAGUGCCGCUGCGACGGCCGCUGCCUCAGCCGCUGCGGCCGCUGCUGCCUCGCACCACCACUAUCUGUCGAGUCCGGCGCUGGCCAGUCCGGCCGGGUCCACCAACAACGCCAGCCACCCGGCCAAUCCGCAGAUUGCGGCCAAUGCGCCCUGUUCCACGCUGUUUGUGGCCAAUCUGGGCCAAUUCGUGUCCGAGCAUGAGCUGAAGGAGGUGUUCUCUAGUAUGCCUGGCUUUUGUCGCCUACGAAUGCACACAAAAGCCAUGGUAGCAGCAACUGGCUCAAGCUGCUCCACCAGUAACAGCAACAACAACAACAACAGCAACAACCAUGGGGGCAGCAGCAACAACCACAUCGCUGCGGUGCAGCAACAUCCGGUGGCAUUCAUCGAGUUCAAGGACCCACCGACCGCAUCCCAGGCCAUGCAGCAGCUGCAGGGUAAAUAUCUGCUCAGCUCGGAUCGCGGUUCCAUCCGCAUCGAGUUUGCGCGCAGCAAGAUGAUCAACGAGGUGGCCAUGAUGAACAGCACCAAGGCACCGCCACCACCACCGCCGUUGAGUGUUGCUGCUGCGGCACCAGCACCACCUGCACCACCAGCACCCAUGUACAUCCUGAGCGGCGGCGGUGGAGUUGAGCAUUUGCUGGUGCCUGCACCAUCGCCGCAGACCCAGCAGCACCAGCAGCAGCAACUCCAGAUGCAGCAGCUGCAGCAGCAACUGCAACUGCAGCAGCAACAUCAGCACAUGCAGCAGCAACACCAUCAGCAGCAGCAGCAACUCCAGCUGACCGUGGCAGCACCCUGCACCACUGCAAGCACCACCACCAACAGCACCACCACUAGCGUUGUUGUUAACUCACUACAGCACCACCAACUUCAUCAUCCAAAUCAGCAUCACCAAAAUCAUCUCUUUAGAGACAGGAGCGGGUAUGGAAUCACGGCAUGAUUUGCUCGCUAAGAAGCUAGAGCGUGAAAUGCAGCAGCAGCAGACGCAAGUGCAUCACCAGCAGCAGCAGCAGCAACAGCAGCAUCACUACCACCACAGCCACCAGACAGCGCACCACCAGCACCAC
Drosophila suzukii is the source of this 3097-nucleotide messenger RNA. RefSeq names its product couch potato (gene cpo). The record is from RefSeq and is a predicted model, not a curated record. NCBI's taxonomy places the organism in Eukaryota, Metazoa, Arthropoda, Insecta, Diptera, Drosophilidae. Gene Ontology annotation, molecular function: mRNA binding.